CUCGGACGCUGAGUGCAUAACUCGAACUUCUGGCCAUGCUUUUCGGACGCGUCGUCCCCAAGCUUGUGUUCGCGUCGUCGUUGGUAGGACUUGGACUUGGAUUUGGAAAGCUCGUAAGUGCGGCUCGGUUGGUCGAUUUUCAGGUUGCGCAGCCGCCGCCUGUGCCGGAGGAUGCGAAGACGUGUGAGGUGGAGAUUUUAGAACAUACGUUCGGAAACUCGUAUGGAAGUCCUGCGAUCGUGUCAUUCACCCCUCCGACCGACUGUGGCGAAGUCGGCUCUUGGGCGGGUAUAACACUCAAUUUGACCGUCACUUCCAAUGGGACGCAGUACGAUAGGCUGGGGAUAAUGACUUUUCAGAAUGUCGAGAUAUGGCGCACGUCGACUCCGGAGCCUGUGUCGGGAGAUGGGAUUAUAUGGACGUAUGUGAAGGACGUGACGCGUUAUCUUCCGUUGUUUGCGACGGACGGGACGUUCAUCUUCGAGCUGGAUAAUAUCCUGACAGAUGUGGAUACGGGACAAUAUGCGGCUACAUUGUCGGCCACUUUCUACGAGUCUUCGUCGGAAUAUCAUACUGCAGCCCACUCCGACCUGAUCAUCCCACUGUCCACUUUGUCGAACAAUACAGGGAACGACGCGUCUGUUCCCCCUGCCUUCUCAAUAAAUGUCACUGUGCCUACAAAUGCGAUAACUGCGUAUGCUGAACUAUACGCGUCUGGAAACAGUGAGGAAGAGUUCUGGUAUUACAACGUCGCCAACGACUACCUAUCAGAUCUACCAUCCGGAACGACAUACGGCGAUGGCCCCUUCCGCGAAGUCCGUAUCCUCGUCGACGGUAUGGUCGCCGGCGUAGCCUUCCCUUAUGCAGUCAUUUUCACGGGCGGAAUCGUCCCUGCUGCUUGGAGACCCAUAGCCGCCUAUGGCGCGCUCGACCUCCCGACACACUUCCUCGACCUAACUCCCUUCAUUCCUAUCCUUACCGACGGUUCCCCACAUAACAUAACCCUCGACGUCGUCUCCGCCGAAUCCAACCACACCAUCAACUCGAACUGGUACCUCUCCGGCCUUCUCCAGAUCGAGCUCGACUCCACAGACACGCCUACCACGGGAAACAUCACGAAGUACGAGGUGGAAGAGUAUGCGCAGGCGACGAGCGGGGGGAGUGUAAGUGCGAGUGGCGAUUUGACGGUCACGGUUGGGGCUACGAGGAGCGUCAGGAUUGAGAGUGAGAUUUGGACGGGGAGUGGGGAUAAGGUGGAGGUUGUGUUUAAGCAGGAGAUGCAGUUUGAGAAUGUGCAGAGUUAUGUGAAUAAUGCGUCGAUUCAGAUCGUGACACAGACGAGCAAAGGGUCCAUCUCGUCGACGCAUAAUGGCGUGCAAGUUCUCAAGGAUGACUUCUCGUACCCACUCUGGGCGAAUCUUACCUUUUUGACUCCGGACGAAGAUAAUUUCACCGCCACGAUUGAUCACUCGUACGAGCGUUCUCUCCUGCCGAGUCCUUUCAUUCUUGGCAGCGACAUCCAAGAACACCAGAUCGCAGGUGGCACCUACCACCUCGCCUCGACAGGUAACACCGGCUCCCAAGGAAUCAGCAACAACACGUUCUCCUACUCCGACGACGCCGGGAACACGUACAGCAGACAAGUUGGCGCGUACGAGUACAAUAUCACGUAUGAUACCCAGAGCGGAAGUCUGGCAGCUGCAGAGGGUGUACCCACGUAGGUCUAUGAGGGAAUAUGAAGGUCGUCAGUGUGUCGAAAGAGGUGGUUACUUAUCUCGCUCAAAUAUUCACAUCUU
Stereum hirsutum FP-91666 SS1 is the source of this 1796-nucleotide messenger RNA. RefSeq lists its product as uncharacterized. Lineage: Eukaryota; Fungi; Basidiomycota; Agaricomycetes; Russulales; Stereaceae. The coding region runs from base 36 to 1721 and encodes 561 amino acids. The transcript is spliced from 12 exons. The record is from RefSeq and is a predicted model, not a curated record.